AUGCCGAUCCUCAACAACCCGCUGCCGUCGUCGAUGCGCAGUGAAUGCAAGAAAUGCGGUCGCAUCCUCGCCUCGUUCAUCGAUCCUCGACAAGCCUUCGGUCCAGACAAAGUCAUCCCGCCAUCGAUCCUCGCCAAUGCAAAAGGUCUCGCCAUCCUCACGGUCUUCAAGGCCGGCUUCUUGGGCUCGGGUCGAUUCGGUAGCGGCGUGGUCGUUGCUCGUCUAGCUGACGGAACCUGGUCUGCACCAUCAGCUAUCGGAACAGUAGGCGGCGGUUUUGGAGGUCAGAUUGGAUUCGAGCUGACUGACUUCGUCUUCAUCCUCAAUGAUGCCGCUGCGGUAAAGACCUUCGCUCAGGUCGGAUCUUUGACUUUGGGUGGAAAUGUCAGUAUUGCUGCUGGACCCGUCGGCCGCAAUGCCGAGGCUGCUGGCGCUGCCAGCUUGAGGAGCGUAUCUGGAAUAUUCGCAUACAGUAAGACCAAAGGCUUAUUUGCAGGUGUCAGUCUGGAGGGCAGUGUACUCAUUGAGCGGAGAGAUGCCAACGAGAAGAUGUACAACCGGAAGCUCACAGCUCGUGAACUUCUGGGAGGAAAUGUGCCUGUACCACCUCAAGCUGAGCCAUUGAUGCGCGUGCUGAACACGAGAGUCUUUGCUGGAGCGGGAUACAGAGAUGAUCAGAUGUACAACGACGUCCCGGUCUAUGACGACGCACAUGACGAUGUGGUGUGGCAAGGCAGGACUGGAACUGGGUUCAACGAAGGUGUGCGGACGGAUCGAACUGGUAGUUUUGGACAGGCGCCACAACGAGCUUCGACCUUUGAUGAAUACUACGGCAGCCGCGCCAACCCAAACGAGACUUUCGAUUCCAUGCAGACUCGCAGUCGGUCAUCAACGCUCGGUGAUCAGUCAGAUUACACUUACAGCGACCGGAAAGGCCCAGCACCUGGCCGGCCGUCAGCACCUAAGCCUGCGUUCGGAAGCACUGGCAAGUUCCCAACCGCUCAGCCUGGGCAAGCUAUUGCGAAGUUCACAUUCGAUGCCGACCAGCCUGGUGAUCUUGGCUUCAAGAAAGGCGAGGUCAUUACCAUCGUCAAGCGCACAGAGAACGAAGCAGAUUGGUGGACUGGCCGGAUUGGUGAACGCCUUGGAAUCUUUCCCAGCAAUUAUGUCGAGCUUGUAUAG
Molecule: messenger RNA, 1182 nt
Organism: Pseudocercospora fijiensis CIRAD86
Lineage: Eukaryota; Fungi; Ascomycota; Dothideomycetes; Mycosphaerellales; Mycosphaerellaceae
Exons: 2
Coding region: 1-1182 (393 amino acids)
Biological process (GO): actin cortical patch localization; actin filament bundle assembly
Cellular component (GO): actin cortical patch
Molecular function (GO): phosphatidylinositol binding; actin filament binding
Source: RefSeq, a predicted model, not a curated record